Messenger RNA from Musa acuminata AAA Group (dessert banana), 719 nucleotides. Its product is annotated as wound-induced protein 1-like. The record is from RefSeq and is a predicted model, not a curated record. Lineage: Eukaryota; Viridiplantae; Streptophyta; Magnoliopsida; Zingiberales; Musaceae. Bases 139 to 573 code for a protein of 144 amino acids. The transcript has a single exon.
AGCAUAUCAAGAUCCCUUUCACUGGCUUUCUCCUCUCCUCUCUCUCUAUAUAUACCUCCCCUCUCACAUUGCAGGAAGACGCUUACGACACACUACACGUAGUCUUCGUCUCUCUUACAGCUUUGCUGGUCUCGUUGCAUGGCAACCAAGGGGUUGGUGGAGUCCUUGUACGACUCACUGGCGAGGGGAGACAUGAAGGCCGUGGCGGCAUUGAUGGCGGAGGACGUGGAGUGGUGGUUCCACGGCCCCCGGCGGUGCCAGUACAUGAGGCGGCUGCUGACCGGGGAAGCGGGGCACGGAGACUUCCGCUUCAGGCCGCGGGCGGUGACGGCGAUCGGGGGCUGGGUGGUGGCGGAGGGGUGGGAGGGGAAGCACGCCUACUGGGUCCACGCCUGGGCCGUCGACGGCGGCGUGAUCACCCGGUUCAGGGAGUACUUCAACACGUCCGUCACCGUGCGCGAGUGUGGCGGCGGCUGCACCUCCACGGUCUCCGGCGAUGGCGGCACCUUAUGGCAGAGCAGGGCUCCAGCGCAGGGCGGCCGGUCUCUCCCCGGGCUUGUCCUCGCCGUUUAGCAUGGCACGAGCACACUAACAUGGUCCUCGGCUCGUUCCUGACGGACAUGGAGGACAACUCUAUAAGGGCCGAUCUGAGUGUACUGGACUUGCUUUACAUGUAAUAUAGUAAAUAAUAUAUGAACAGAGUCUGGUUUUGCACUCAA